CGCACUCUUUAUAUUUCUCCCUUCCCCGUUUCUUGUCAAAAGACAGAAGCGCCCAGAUCGCUCAAGCCCCUCUGCUUCCUGUCUGCAAUUUGCCCGACGCCAAUAUGACAACUUCAAGGCGCCUUGCGGAUAGGAAGAGUGCAAAGUUUCAGAGCAACAUCACCAAGAGAGGGGCUAUUCCCGAAACAAGUUCGAAGAAAGGGAAGGACUAUCCCGUGACGCCCUUUGUGCUCGGCUUCUUCAUAUUCGUUGUGAUCGGAUCAUCAUUGUUUCAGAUCAUAAGAACAGCUACGAGCGGUGGCAUGGCUUGAAUCUAGAUGUUGAAGGGUGUAGCGUAGUUGGAGGGUGGUGAAGAACUUGGGGUAGCAUGAAUUUAAUUUGUCAGCUGUGGAUAUGGUAGUUCUUGAAUUUUGAUGGAACUGAGAUCAUAAAUAAAAUGGCAGUCUUGUGAACUGCCAUGCUAUUCUUGGUUUAAGAA
Molecule: messenger RNA, 478 nt
Organism: Amborella trichopoda
Lineage: Eukaryota; Viridiplantae; Streptophyta; Magnoliopsida; Amborellales; Amborellaceae
Biological process (GO): endoplasmic reticulum unfolded protein response
Cellular component (GO): endoplasmic reticulum
Source: RefSeq, a predicted model, not a curated record